Clunio marinus is the source of this 1282-nucleotide messenger RNA. The record is from the annotation of a GenBank genome assembly. NCBI's taxonomy places the organism in Eukaryota, Metazoa, Arthropoda, Insecta, Diptera, Chironomidae.
AAAAAAUUAGUCUCUUAAAACUUUUGAAAUAUUAUUUGAAGCAAAUAUUUUAAUUUCUUAAUAAUUUCACUCUAAAUUCCUGUAAACCGUGAUUACUUAUAAAAAUUUUAAGAUGAAUAUGCGACAGCAGAGAAUAACAACAUCGCAACAGGAAGUUUAUCUGAUUUAUUUAAUGGAACACACAGAGUUUGCCGCGUCUAGAAUUAAAGAUGGUGAAUCGAAAUACGAUGAAAAUUGGAAGGAACUGACAAAGAUGUUGAACAACACCUUGGGACCGAAGAAAUCAGUUGACGAAUGGAAAAUGGUUUUUUUCAACUGGAAAAAUCAGCUACGCACUCGUGCGAAGAAGCUUAAACAGAUUCAAGAUGGAAAGACGGGUGCCGAUGACAAGCUUGCCCUUCAAAAACUCACUGCUGUCGAGAAGCGUGCCUUGAAAUUGUGGAAGGAAGACUUUCAAGAUAAAGACAUUGCUUCGAUUCUCAAUGAGAUUGAAAACAAAGACAUAACAAUAACACCAAUCAGUAAACAACAGAAUGUUAACUUAAAGAAAAGAAAAGCAAGCGAUUCAAUCAUUAUUACGAGCAAUACUCAACUGGCCCCCCCAUCAUCAACACCCACCUCAGUGGUUUCCGUUCCAAUAACGAUAACACGCACCAAAGACGAUCAACAACAAGUUGAUGAAUUGAUAAACAUUAAACUUGAGCCCUUUGAAGAAUUGUUGACGAGCAACACGCAGCUUAGAAGUUCUGCUGACAUAACAGUGCAAGAGAUUCUCGAUUGGGCGAAAACAUUCAAAAUUCCACAAUCGGCAGUCAAUGAAUUACUUCAAAUUUUGAAGAUUAAACGUAUAAAAACAGAGAUCAAAAGUGAAUCGCCAACAAAAGUUUCAACUGAUGGAACCACCACAAGCUCUCUUCAACAACAAUCUGUAGGUCUUUUCUCGAAAAUUUUUCAACGCUUAGAAGGAAUGGAGCGUAAUCUCAUGAAUCGUAUGACAACGCUUGAGCGAAAAGUUGACAUGAAAAAUUUACAGCAGUUGAAAAUUCAAAGCCCGAAUCAGCAUUCGCCGCAACCAAAAUGAGAUUCGGUUCCACUGGCUAUCAUCCGAAAGCCAGAACAGAGGCAGCAGAUUUACAAAAUUGUAAGGAAAGUUUAAACUCGCUUGCAUACAUAAUUGCAAGAAAAGAAAAAUAAUAAAAAGUAUUUUUGCGUUCAGUCUCUUAGUUUGGUUCUGCUUGUGGCAUUAUUUGAUUUAAAAUAAAAAUGAAUUUAAAAAUUGAAA